AUGACGAAGCCGGAAGAGGAGAAGAAGGCCGACGCGGAACCGGAGCACGCGAUGAAGCUGAUCGGAACGCUGGAAAAUUUCGUACCCAGUGCGGAUUUCGACGACUACCUGGAGAGAGCCGAGAACUUCUUUGAGCUGAACUGCAUCACGGAUGAUGAGUUCAAGCGGAAGCUGAUCGUCCAUUUUAUUGGCUUGCCCGCGCUGAAGAAGCUGCAGCAGUUGCUGUACCCGAAAACCCACAAGCAGUCGACGUACAAGGAGGUUACCGACAAGCUGAAGUCGUACUUCAGUCCCCAGAAGAACCGGAUCGCCCAGUCCGUGGAGUUCUUCAAGCGAAGCCAGCACGAGUACGAGAAGGUCGCGGAUUUCGCGGUCGAGCUGCAAGCCCUGUCGAAACACUGUGUCUUCGAACAGUUCCUCGACGCAGCCCUGCGCGACAAAUUCAUCGCCGGCCUACGGAACGCCAAAAUCCAGGCCGAGCUGAUGAACAGCCCGGACAACACGAAGUUCGACGAAGCCGUCACGAAAGCCAAGAAUCUGGAGCAGAUCGAGGAGGACCAGCAGAAGAUGAAGGCCAAGCAGCAGUACGCCAACCGAGUCAAUGGCGGAAACUUCAACCGACGAAACCGUUCGCAGUCCCGGAAGCCGGAGCAGUCCGAGAGAGGCCAGCGCAGCAGUUCGCGAGGCAGACCCAGCUCGCGAGGAGGACCACGUGGCCGCAAGGAUUUCCGUUGCUACGCUUGCGGAAAGAAGGGCCACAUGGCGCGGUCGUGCUGGAGCAACAAGGCGAACGUGGUGAACCGCAGCGACGACGACAGCGUGGUCGACUCUGACGACGAGGUCAACCACGUGGUGAACGUUCCAUUGUUCAAGAGUGUGAACGACUACAAAGAAAAUUUUGCGCGCUUGAAGCUGCAGAAGUGUGAAGUGAGGUUAAGGGUUAUUUCGGGCACGAUGUUGAACAUUGCGGGGUCAAUACGAGUGAGAGUGAAGUGCGAUGGCCGAUCGUACACGAUGACCUUGAUCGUGAUCGACGGGAAAAGUACGUUCCAUCCGUUGCUCGGGCGAGACUGGUUAGAUGUGCUGUACCCGGAGUGGAGGCAAUUUUUUGAGAACGAGGUCGCAGAGGUCGAUCAAAGUGAGGUUAAGUUGGACAGUACUCGCACCACGUUGCUUUCUAACCUCAACGCACGCUAUCACGACUUGUUCACCAAGAAUUUGGAAGAACCAAUCGAGACUUUUGAAGCUAGUGUGGUUCUGAAGGAGGACGCCAGGCCGAUCUUCUACCGGCCGUACGAAGUUCCGUUUGCCCUGAAGGAGAAAGUGUCCAGUGAGCUGGAUAGGUUAGUGCGUGAGAAGAUUUUGGUUCCGGUCAAGCACAGUGAGUGGGCAUCGCCGAUCGUGGUUGUGCCGAAAGCAGACGGGAGUGUACGGAUUUGUAUGGACUGCAAAGUGACCGUGAACAAGGCGAUCUGUACCGAACAUUAUCCUUUGCCUAACAUAAGUGAUGUUUUUGCGAACCUAAGUGGUUACCGGUACUUUGCGAAGAUCGAUCUGCAAGGGGCGUACAUGCAGGUUAGAGCGUCGGAGGAUUCCCAGAAGUAUCUGGUGAUCAACACGCACAAGGGACUUUUUGCCUACCAGAGACUACCCUUCGGGAUCUCAAACGCGGCCUCCGCGUUCCAGUUUAUCAUGACUGAGGGCAUUUUGAAAGGGGUAGAAGGAGUCCAGUGUUAUCUAGACGACAUUUUGUUGGGAAGUGAAACCGUUGAGGGGUUAGUGGACAAAAUUCACGAGGUUCUGGGACGGCUGAAAGAGUUCAAGGUCAAGGUGAACCUUGAGAAGAGCGAGUUCUUGGUCAAGAAAAUCGCUUAUCUUGGGCAUCAGGUUUCUGAGAAGGGUCUCAGUCCGUCGGAGGAGAAGGUCAAAGCGAUCGUAGAUGCACCAAGGCCGAAUGAUGUGUCCCAGCUGAAAUCGUUCCUCGGAAUGAUCAACUACUACUCCAAGUUUGUCCCCAAUCUGUCCGUGAAGUUGUAUCCCCUGUACGCGCUUUUGAAGAAAAACGUUCAGUUUAAGUGGUCUGCUGAGUGUGAAAGUGCGUUCGACAAGUGCAAGAAGCUCCUGUUGAGUAACCGACUCCUAGAGCUGUACAACCCUGAUCUACCGAUCGUGGUCGUGUGCGACGCGAGCUUGAAUGGCGUGGGAGCCGUUCUGUGCCACAGGGUUGGUGACGUGGAAAAGCCCGUUUUCUACGCGUCGAGCACUUUGUCCGCUGCUGAACGAAACUACCCGAAUCUGCAUCGAGAAGCUCUUGCCGUGGUCUUUGCCCUGACGAAGUUCUUCAAGUACAUCUACGGUAAGCAGUUUACGGUUGUCACCGACAACAAGCCGUUAGCAGCCAUUUUGGACCAGAAGAGAGGUCUGCCGCCGUUGGCCGCGGCGCGGUUGCAGAAAUACGUUUAUUUGCUAUCUAUUUUUGAAUUUGGGAUCGUGUAUCGCAAAGGGUCGAAGAUUCCAAAUGCGGACGCUUUGAGUAGACUACCGGUUUCUGGUACCACCGGGGUCGACUCGGAGAUUGCUGAGCUGUUGAGCGUGACCGAGGAGUCAGCCAUGAUCGAUCUGGAGGUCAUAGGCCGGGAAACUCAGAGAGAUGCUCUGCUGAGUACGCUUUUCCAGCUGGUGCAAAGUGGGUGGGACGAGAGUAACGUACCCGCCGACCUGAAGUUUUACUUCGCAAACCAAAGUUGUCUGUCGUUGUUUAACGAUUGCGUACUUUAUUCGGAAAAAGUUAUUGUUCCGAAGUCUUGCCAAAAACGUGUUCUAGAGCUGAUGCAUGGUUGUCAUCUUGGAGUGAUCCGUAUGAAACAAGAAGCUCGACGGUACGUUUACUGGCCGGGGUUGGACAAGGACAUCGAAGAAUUCGUACAGCGGUGUGUGGUUUGCAGUAAGACCGGAAGAAUGCCGAAGAAGGUUUACUCGAAGUGGCCGGAGGCAAGUAGACCGUUCGAGAGAGUCCAUCUGGAUUUCUUUCACUUCGGUGGAAAAACGUUUUUGAUUGUCGUUGACGCCUACUCGAAGUGGAUCGACGUGAGGUUGAUGAGUAGAACCGAUUCAGAUUCGCUGAUUAACGCUUUGAACUCUGUGUUCCGUAUUUUUGGGAAAAGCGAUCUGAUCGUCAGCGAUAACGGACCGCCGUUUAACAGUCAAGCAUUUGUGGACUACGCGAGACAGAUGAAGAUUGAGCUGAAGAAGAGUCCGGCGUAUUCGCCCGAAAGUAAUGGUCUUGCGGAAAGGGGGGUCCAGACAGCCAAAAGCGGUUUGAAGAAACUGAUGGCUGAUCCGAAGUACGGUAGCUGUAAGAUUCCGGAACUGGUUGAGAUUUUCCUGUUUAGUUACCGGAACAGUUACUGCCAGGCGCUAGGGUGUUCGCCUGCGAGCAAAAUCUUUUCUUUUGUGCCAAAAACCGAUUUGGACAGCAAUUUGAAGCCGGAGCAAGAAAAGGUUAAGAAAAGGGUAAGGUUUGAUCUGCGGGUCAAAGAGAAGAUCAUUGAUAAGCGGGAAAGUGUCAAUGAAAAGCCAAGGGUCAGGAAAAACGACGAUUACGCUGUAGGAGAUCUUGUGUGGUACCGUUGUGAGUACAAGACGAUGAGAUCUUGGUUGGAAGCCGUGAUCGUGGGUGUUAACAGCAAGAAUACGUACUACAUUGAGGUGUCAGCAACGAUCGGAAAUAACAACGAGAACGUGUACAAACCGCCGUUCACCUACGUCAAGACUCGCAUCAUAACUGGUCCAUUGGGCAAGCAAAUGGAUCCACUGGUCGAGCGGAAGCGGGAAGCUGCUGCGAUUCAAUCCGAGUUUUAG
This is a messenger RNA of Culex pipiens pallens (northern house mosquito), 3861 nucleotides long. RefSeq lists its product as uncharacterized. Gene Ontology annotation, biological process: DNA integration. Lineage: Eukaryota; Metazoa; Arthropoda; Insecta; Diptera; Culicidae. Bases 1 to 3861 code for a protein of 1286 amino acids. The record is from RefSeq and is a predicted model, not a curated record. The transcript has 3 exons. Gene Ontology annotation, molecular function: zinc ion binding; nucleic acid binding.